Fonsecaea erecta is the source of this 1557-nucleotide messenger RNA. RefSeq lists its product as hypothetical. Gene Ontology annotation, molecular function: transmembrane transporter activity. Gene Ontology annotation, cellular component: membrane. Gene Ontology annotation, biological process: transmembrane transport. Lineage: Eukaryota; Fungi; Ascomycota; Eurotiomycetes; Chaetothyriales; Herpotrichiellaceae. The transcript has 7 exons. The coding region runs from base 1 to 1557 and encodes 518 amino acids. The record is from RefSeq and is a predicted model, not a curated record.
AUGAGUUCCAUCGAGAGAGAAAAGGUCACUUAUGGAAGGCAAACUUUCAACGAGCUGGACCAAGCUGAGACUCAAAAUCAAGGAACAUUCCGGACUGUCGAGCUCUCUGCCUUGGGCCUGCGCCAAGAGACCCAGCGAGACAUUGGGCCUCUCGAUACCGUAUGUGUUGGCUGGAACAUUUGCAAUAGCUGGGCCGGAGUGGCGGCGACUUUGGCUUUGUCAAUUGCUCAGGGCGGUUCGGUGACCCUCAUCUAUGGUGUCGUUGUCUGUUUCAUCAUGGUUGGAUGCAGCGGCUUGAGCAUGGGAGAACUUGCAUCGGUCUAUCCUACCGCCGGAGGACAGUACCAUUGGACAUCUAUAUUAGCUCCCCAAAAAGCGAGUCGUUUCCUAAGCUAUGCAUGUGGCAUCAUCAAUGCUUAUGCCUGGGUUGCUACCACGGCUGGAAUCACCAUCAUCGUCCCGCAAGUCAUCCUGGCCAUGGUUAACCAUUACCAAAAUGAUUACGUGGCUCACACGUGGCAUUAUUUUCUCCUUUAUCAGGCCGUUAAUUUUGCGGUCUGCAUGCACAACAUCUUCUCACUGAAAAGGGCCAUGUGGCUAAAUGAUAUGUCAUUUGUUAUCACUCUGACAGGCUUCGUUACGAUCAUCGUUACGUGCCUCGCCCGAGCACCCUCGAAACGGAGCAGCCACUUUGUUUGGACGAAUUUCGUGAAUAAAAGCGGCUGGCCGGCUGGUAUAAGCUUCCUCACAGGCUUGGUAUCACCUAACUACAUGUACGCAGGCAUUGACGGCGCAGUCCAUCUUGCCGAAGAAUGCAAGCAGGCCGAAAAGGUUGUCCCCAGGGCGCUCGUCAGCACGUUAACGAUUGGAUUUGUGACAAGUUUCUCGUUCGCGGUUUCAAUGACAUACUGUAUCACAGACUUCGAUGCUGUCCUUAGCACACCUACUGGAUUUCCGAUCUAUGAGAUAUGGCUACAGGCGACCAGAUCUAGUGUCGCAGCCACAAGCUUCAUGGCCAUUCUCCUUACAGCGGCUAUAGUGGCUCUCAUCGCUGUUCAACAGACUGCUUCACGCCUGACGUGGUCCCUCGCAAGAGAUGAAGCUUUGAUUUGGUCCAGAUUCAUCGGCCGUGUCCAUCCCUCCCUGCAGGUCCCAGUGUGGGCGUUGUUGGCUAAUAAUGCCAUUGUAUUUGUCAUCGGCUUCAUUUUCCUCGGCUCUUCGACCGCUUUCAAUGCCUUCAUCGGGACGGGCCUCAUCCUGCAACAAGCAACAUAUGCGAUUCCGGCCGCGCUCUUGAUUUAUCGGAAACGGUCUCCAAUGUACCUGCCUGUCAACAGGCCAUUCAGGUUAUUUGGCCCUCUUGGCUGGGUAGUGAAUUUCUCUACUGUCGCUUUUGCUAUCGUGGUCUUGAUCUUCUACGACUUUCCUGUUGUCGUCCCUGUUAGCGGUUUCAACAUGAACUAUACUUCUGGUGUGAUAGGAGCCAUGGCAUUAUUUGCGGCGCUUAACUGGGUGUUGUAUGCCGCGAAGUCAUACCACGGCCCAAGACUGGAUUGA